Messenger RNA from Harpegnathos saltator (Jerdon's jumping ant), 931 nucleotides. Its product is annotated as homeobox protein MSH-B. The record is from RefSeq and is a predicted model, not a curated record. Gene Ontology annotation, biological process: embryonic morphogenesis; regulation of transcription by RNA polymerase II. Gene Ontology annotation, molecular function: DNA-binding transcription factor activity, RNA polymerase II-specific; RNA polymerase II transcription regulatory region sequence-specific DNA binding. The transcript is spliced from 2 exons. NCBI's taxonomy places the organism in Eukaryota, Metazoa, Arthropoda, Insecta, Hymenoptera, Formicidae. Bases 31 to 855 code for a protein of 274 amino acids. Gene Ontology annotation, cellular component: nucleus.
AGCAACGCGAUAGCCAUCGCGCGUGCAACUAUGCGUCUAAUUUGGAUUUUGGCCGCAAAGAGGAGAUGCCUCGCGAAAAGAGGGCUACUAUGCCAGACCCCGGUUGUACGAAGGAACGUGCACGUACGUAUGUAUAGAUAUAUAACGAAGGGUUCGGCCUUCGGAAAGUUUAGUGAAACGUCCGGAAUGAGCGGAGCACGAAGUUCGCGGAUUUCGGGGACUACAGAUUUCAGUAUAGCUCGUAUAUUGGCGAUAAGUGAUCAUACCGAGCGCGCGACAGUGGGCGCGGGAACUUUCAAUUCAAUUGUAAAUCUUCAGGAAGUUGAUCGCGAAGAGGAUCUCCAGCAGGAUGCGCGACAGAAACGACAGAGACUUCCUGCAGGACUCGUGGUCGAAUACGAUCAUCGCAAUCGAGAAAUAAACGAGGAAAGCGUGCCAAGAUACGAGGAAAAGAAACGAGAAGAACAUAUCGAUAGUUGCGCUACUCUCUCAAGCGCAGAAACGUGUUCGAACACUUCCAACAACGAAAUAAGCCAACGAAAUAACGACCGCGUACAGAGAACCGAUCUAACGUGGCUCCAGUACACCCGCUAUAGACCGCCGAAGCUACCUAGAAAGUCUUUUGUUGAAAAGCGUAGGAAGCGACGAGCGGGCGAUCAUCCUCGCAUCCCGUUCUCUUCGUCCCAACUUCAAGUGUUGGAGGAUAGGUACAGGAAAGGAGCUUAUCUAUCCAGAAACGACGUUAUCGAGAUGUCCGCAACGUUGAGGCUGCCGCAGAGCAAAGUCAAAAUUUGGUUUCAAAAUCGCCGGGCAAGGCAACGACGCGAAUCAUUGAACUCCACCGUAACGACGUGAUAAUGCAUUAUAUAUUUUAUUUUUAAAUCUCUAUCCAGAUUUUAUUGCUGGUCAACAGGAACUGAAUUGGAAUUAU